Molecule: messenger RNA, 4239 nt
Organism: Aspergillus pseudonomiae
Lineage: Eukaryota; Fungi; Ascomycota; Eurotiomycetes; Eurotiales; Aspergillaceae
Exons: 3
Coding region: 181-3843 (1220 amino acids)
Source: RefSeq, a predicted model, not a curated record
CUCUCUUCCGCUACUGUUCUUUUCUUAUACUCGAGUCACUUAAUCCCACAGCAACACGACUCUUCAUGUAAGAGUUGUGUUGUUGGUCCAAGUCAGUGACAGGUCAGCAGGUCAGUUCAUCACUGUUCGGGAAUCGUACUCUCCUUACACUCAAACCCCGCGUUCCUGCUUCACUUCAAUAUGUACGGGUCGAAUCCUCACUCUAACUCUUCUAACCAACAAAAUUCGGGUCCCCCAGUACCAGAAUGGCGGCUUCCAUCGACUGCGCAACAGCGGCCGUCGCGGAAGCCUACGCCUGGGCCUACUCCGCCCCCUCCACCACCGCCAUCUCAUCCUCCACUAUCGGCGUCUUCUUAUAAUCCGAGCACAUAUGGCUCUAUAUCUAGUCCGUCGCCUGGCACUGGUGCAAGUGGCUCGCCAGCCCCUGGCUCAGCCAGCAUGGAUACCAGUUCUUGGGGAGUAAAGUACAACAGGCAGCAAUAUCCUAUCUAUGCGCCUCCGCCGCUUCCUCCUCGACCCCCAAGUACUCCAGCCUAUUCGUCUAGUGCACAGUCUCCGAUCGUGAGUCCUUUGGAUAAUAAGCCCUUACCAGCCAAUCCAACAUAUGGACCCCCAACUUCUACUGCAGAAUAUCAACCACAAUGGACGACAAAUUCUCCGCAUGCAUCUCAGCCCCCUGUGGUUAGCCCUCUUUCUCCACCUCCGCCGCCUCCGGUACCUCCUGGAUAUCAAAGCUCAACACCACAGCAAGGUAAUCAAACGUGGCAGCAGUUGUCGCCUCCGCCAUAUUCAAUCCAUCCUCCUGGAGAGAUUCAUAGUUUACAGAACAGUAGCGCCCAACACCAUAUUCCACUCUCAUCUUCAAACGUCUCAUCGCCCCAACCAACAUUAUCAGGUCAAGGCCCACUGACCGCUGCAAAUCCCGUACCAGGUGGAGGUGCUCUACCUGUGGCCGCUCCCCCGGUUCCUCCCAAGACUAGCCACAAUGCUCUUCCCACAAACUCCUCUUUAUUGGGCUCUGGCGGACCGUCUGACUGGGAGCAUUUGACACCUACUCCAGGGGGCGUCGAUGAUGUGGAGGCUUUUGGGGCCAAACAGGGCAACGCCGCUCAUUCAAGUACUACAUCGGAGCCAACACCAGGAUAUCCAGCACAUAUUCCCACUGUAACUUCGAACAGCCAGACCGUGAUAUCUACGCCGUCUGCGAAUGUGUCCCCUAUAAGUCAACCUGUUUAUACCCAAGAUACUACAGCAGCACAGCCUUUACCAGGCAAUCCCAGCGCAACACAUGGCAUUCAAGAUCCACCUCGCCCAAUCAGAACUGAUACUUCUGGGUCGAUGUAUAGUACUGCCUCUACUACUGAGACAUCUGAGAGCAUUGAUGGUGUCAUUGAAGCUUGGAAUCGGCCCGUUAUCACGGACACUCAACCCCCAAACUCCCAAGCUGGUCAAAGUAUCAGUUCCCGAACGGAUAGCCCAACGCCAAUGCAAAAGCUCAGCCCGCUUGAAAUCCCCAAAAUAAAGCAGGAUUUCAGUAUACCGCGAAAAGAGGUUCAAUCGGGUGCAAAUACUCCCCGCUCAAGCAAUACCCCCAACGAAACGAGUGCCAAGGUAGACGUAUUGUCUCCACAGCUCAAGCCGUUGGAUCCUUAUGAAGACUUAGACCCUUGGUCUAAGUCCUCCUUGGAGCGUUACGUGGCUAUGCUACGAAAGGAGGCGGUCGCUGAUUCUGAUAUGGAGCGUUUCAAAAUAUUCACAGCCUUUAUGUCCAAGGAGACCAAGCUACGUGAGAUCUUGUACAACAUUGAGCAUGAACCGAAAAAUGAAGAAGCUCUAAGUCAAAAACCGACACCGGCUUCGCAGGUGCCCAGCCGGCAGUCUGGUAAGAAUACACCUCCAAUCGAGUCAGGCUUAAUACCAGUUGAACCAGAGGAGAGCAACGAGGAGUCAGCGGACGUUUCGGAAGACCUUGAAGACGGGAAUUAUAGCCCGGGCGGCCGUCCUAUCCUUCCCAGGGUUGAAACGCCUAGUACUCUUGGUCUUCAAAGGCCUGCUUCUCAGCCGCCAGGCAAAGGACAUAACUUAGGGCAUCAAAGUCAACCCCAACCAUUGAGGGCUACGUCAGUACCACCAUCUAUGCUCGACAAGCAGGAGCUGUCUCCUUUAACAACCAACCCCCCACAGCCUAUAUACACUCCGUUUCGUUACACCGAAGGCCCUCAGCGGGGCUCAGAUCACCUUGUAAUUGACCGUCCUGCAUACCAGGCCUACUCGGCCUUGCGACAAGCCUCAGCGGAGAGUGGACGGGUGAUGUCGAACGCCCCGCACCCAGGAUCUCACGAAGAUUCCCACUCUUCGGCUCCUCUUGCCGAUAACGACGACGAAACUUUCAUUGGGCUAAUUAGGGAGAAAAGCGUUGCUUACCGCAAGGCAUCCCGUAGGAAGUCGUCUCCACCUCCUUUACCGAUGUCACUCAGGAAAGGAAGGCCUGAUGGCCCAGUUGAUGAUCUCCGCUCUAUGAUAUCAUCACCCCUGGCUAAGCAAUCAGAAAGUUCAUGGCACAUUACAACUCGAAAGGACCUAGAGAAGUAUUCAAAAGACUUUGGUUAUAUACAGGAGACGGUUAGAUCCUGGGAGGCUGCGAGCAAAUCUCGCAGAGAAAAACUAGACAGGCAGCGUAUGCAUCGUCAAGAGGAAUCCGAGAAACGCAUUGAUGCGUUAUUCAAUGGAAGAGAGAUAGGAUAUGCAGAUAUCAAUGUCCUGGAGGAAGAAUUCCGCCAAACAGAAGCUCGUGCUCAAUUAGACGAGGAAAGACAAGAACUGGAUGACUAUAUUGCAAAGGUGUUCAAUCCGCUGGAUGAACGCUUGCAAAAAGAUAUUUCUGCACUCCAGGCCCAGUAUGACUCGGCGCUUGGUCAGCUUGAUCAUGAGAACAAUAAGAUCAAGAACUCGGUGACAGAUAAAUACAAUUUGUCUCAUACGAUGAAAACAGUCAAUGAGAUCUACCAAAAGCUUGAGGCUCGCUAUCAGAAACGUCUAGAAAUAGCUCUAGAUCGUGAACAUCGGCGAAAGAAAACCGAAAGGCGACCUCUGGUCUUCAUGGGAGACUCAGUAGCCCUCAAGCAACUGGAUCGGGAGUUUGAUGAGAUGGAGAAGCGAAAUGUUUUAGAAGCGGCGAAGGACCGGGAUGAGAGAGCGAACAGGUUGAUGGAUUCAUUCGACGAUGCCAUCAUGCACGGUUUGGGAGAGAACCAGAGUCUUCUCGACGAUGUUUCUGCGAAAUUGUCAAAGGUUGAUGUCGCAACCAUUCGUUCAUCCAGCUUACCCGACACUGAGAUCGAGCAUAUGUUGAGAUCGGUCUAUAACCUAGUAGAUUCUCUACGUCAGGACUCCGAAUCGAUUUUGCACAGUUUCGGUAUCGCAGAUUCAGCUCUCAAUGAUGCCGAUUACGGCGUUUCUGUUGCUGAAGCACGUUAUUCCAACGCGGAUGACGAUGUAUUCGGACGACUCGAGGACGACAAAAAGAAAGAGGAUGCCAAAAUCCAGACAGAUCUUAAAUCCAAAUUGGACAGUGUUCGCGCCGGACCAGCCGAGAUUGCCGCCACCAUCAACAACCUCCUUAAAUCUUUAGGCAAAGCUCCAAUCACCAAGCGGAACCAUUCAUCAAAAUCUGUCCCUGCAGGCCACCCUAUUGACGUUCUCUUCCCUGGUCCUCGCCCUACGGCUAGUGCUGGUCUCAAAAAACCUGAUGAAGGUCUGGAACAUCAGGAGCGGCUUCGCAAGGCGCUAGAGAAUGCAAAGAGGAGAAAUGCCGCAAGAAAUACUCCACAACCACCGAGUUAGGUAUUUUUAGACUGUUGCGUCUUAUAGUAAAUAUAUUAAUGCUCACGAUGUAACUAAUAUUUCCCCUUCUACUUCUUUUCUUACAUGGCGAAUUCCAAAUUGCACGCGAAGAUCUUAUGUCGUGCGCAGUAUUCUUUGUUGAUACCAACCAAUACAGAGAACGCUUCGGUUUAUUAGCCAAAAUGCACCAUAACAUACAGAAUUGGACUUCUCUUUAUUGGAUUGCUUUUCCAGACAAGAGUUUAUAGAAUGGUGGCUAGUCAUGGGACGGAAGACACUGGUGGUGGCUUAGACCACCCAUCUCCCUUACGGCUUCUGAGUUCAGCGGAGGAAAUUUGGAAUAUAAGAUACCCUACCCCCCUCAUUUAAUGUUAAGAAGAAAAGAGCAAAAUAAGA